Molecule: messenger RNA, 1770 nt
Organism: Cornus florida
Lineage: Eukaryota; Viridiplantae; Streptophyta; Magnoliopsida; Cornales; Cornaceae
Product: glutamate receptor 2.8-like
Exons: 4
Coding region: 81-1436 (451 amino acids)
Cellular component (GO): plasma membrane
Molecular function (GO): ligand-gated monoatomic ion channel activity; signaling receptor activity
Source: RefSeq, a predicted model, not a curated record
UUUCAAUCUACUCGACUGCACAAAUAUCUCUCUUUAUCUCUCCUCAAGAUUGUGAAAUUGUUGCUAAAAUUAAUCAAAAGAUGGGUUUGUGUUUCUCUCUUAAGACAGCUUGGGUACCUCUUUAUUUCUUAUUCCAUGCUGUACUCAUUCUCACUAUCUCCCCAGUUAACUCCAACACAGAAACUAGAGCUAGUUACAUAAUAUUUUGGACUUCAUCAAGACCAAUGAAAAUCGGAAUUCCAAUCAGGACCUUUUCUGACCGGUUUGUGAGGAUAGAAACAUCCAUCAACAACCCAGAUGAGAAGACAUAUACUGGUUUUAGCAUCGAUUUGUUUGUGGAGGUGGUGAAGACUUUGAGUUUUGAUAUUCUACCCUACGAGUUUGUCGAGUUCGAUGGCAGCUACGAUGAUUUACUUACUUGUGUCGCCAACCAGACAUUUGAUGCUGCGGUGGGUGAUAUAACGAUAACUGCUGACCGUUCAAGGGUUGUCGAUUUUACUUUACCAUAUACCGAGCAAGGUCAUCUAUGGCUGAUGGUUUCAAUGAAGCCCCAACCUCCCAACUUAUGCUUGUUUUUGAAGCCAUUCACCAUGCAAUUGUGGUUUGCCAUUUGGACCCAUAUGAUGUGCACAAUGUUCAUGGUUUGGUUAUUUGAGCAUCGCUCCAAUCCAGAAUUCCAUGGCCAACUCGGCAAUGUUCUUUGGUUCACCUUCUCUUCACUUUUCUUUGCUCACAAGGAAAGGAUUCAAAGCAACUAUAGUCGAGUGGUGGUCGUGGUGUGGCUUAUUGUGGAGGUGAUCUUAAUACAAAGCUACAUUACCAGCCUCGCUUCAAUGCUCACCGUCACAAGGCUUGAUCCGAAUGUUGACUCAUCAGGACCCAGUAAAUUUGAUUUUAAGGAGUUGUACAACAGCAGGGAAGACAUUGCCACUGAAUCUCACUACCUCGACGCUUUCAAGAGUGGCAAAAUCUCAGCCGCAUUUCUUGAAGUCCCUUAUGCAAAAGCUAUUGACAGCCACUACUGCAAUCAACUUGCGGUCACAGAACCAAUACAUGAAUUCGGAGGGUUUGGCUUCGUAUUCCAAAAAGGUUCUCCGAUUGUUGACAAUAUCUCUACAGCCAUUCUAAACCUAAUGCAGGACGGCACACUCAAAAAAUUGGAAGAUGAGUACUUCACUCCCUCCUCGGAUUGUUCUAACUUCCAAACAGCCAAAAACAACCGUGGCCUGAGCGUCCAGCACUUCCGGGGUCUAUCCGUAUUUUACCUAGCCAUUUCCACCAUUUGUAUACUAUUAUUUGUUCAGAAACACCGCCGUGAAGUACUUCAAGAAGGCAACAUCACGCCAAUGCUUGGAAAAAAUAACAUUGCAGAUUCAAGAUAUCCUGGCAGGGCUCCAAUCUCAGGUCAUGCGCCAAAUUAUCUUGAAAUGCAUUAAUUAAACACAAUAGUUAGUUAUGUUGUUUAUCUAGAUAUAAAAAUAAGAAGAAUGCAAAGAACAUACUGUUUUUCUGUACAUUAUCUAAUAUGUUUGUAAGCACAAAUUUCCUGUCUGAAUUCGAUCCUUCGCAUCCGGAGGAGGGAUUUAUAAUUAAACACAACAACUAGUUAUGUUGUUUAUCUAAAUAUAAAAAUAAGAAGAAUGGGAAGAACAUACUGUUUUUUUCUGUACAUUAGCUAAUAUGUUUGUAGGCACAAAUUUCCUGUCUGAAUUUAAGAACAAUUAUUCAAUUUUAUUAUGAGAUGUGGUGGAACCACAUUCGUAGACUUCA